This is a messenger RNA of Ustilaginoidea virens, 630 nucleotides long. RefSeq lists its product as uncharacterized. Gene Ontology annotation, biological process: retrograde vesicle-mediated transport, Golgi to endoplasmic reticulum. The record is from RefSeq and is a predicted model, not a curated record. Lineage: Eukaryota; Fungi; Ascomycota; Sordariomycetes; Hypocreales; Clavicipitaceae. The transcript is spliced from 2 exons. Bases 1 to 630 code for a protein of 209 amino acids.
AUGACCGAUACCGCCGACGCAUCUUCCGCCGCGCCCGCCGCGCAGCGGGCCUCGGAGCAAGCCCGUCUGCGCAAGGAGCGCCGCGAAGCCAAGCUCAAGGCCGGCGGCGCCGACCGCCUCAGCAGGAUCACCGGGAUGGGCGGCCGCGUGGUCGGAGAAGCUCCCGCGCCGGCACGCGCGCCCGCGCACCCGGACCCCGAGGAAGUCGACAUCUCGCAGCGCGUGUGGGAGCCCCCGCGGCCCGAGCAGCCCGACGCGCUCCUGCAGGCCAUGCUAGGCGCGCGGGGCAUCCCGCAUCCGCAGGCGCACACGCACACGCACACGCACACGCACACGCACACGCACACGCAGAGGGCGCCCAGCGGCCGCGCGUGGGCGUGGCGGCUCGCGCACGCGGUGGUAUCGCUCGCCCUGGGGGUCUGGCUCGUCCGCCUGGCGGGCUUCUCGGGCAGCGAGGCCGGGCGGGCGGCCGGGAAGGGUGGCGGGGAGGACGACGAGCGCCGGCGCCGGUUCGUGUGGGCGUUUGCGACGGCCCAGGUGGUGCUGGUGGCGGCGCGGCUGGCGGUCGAGGGGGGCGGUCGCCGGAUGGCGGGGCGGGCGCGGUGCUCGGGGUGCUGCCGGAGCCGCUGA